AUGGACUUUUUAUUCGACCUACCGACGCAUUUACCAAACGAGACUCCAGAAUCAUCAACCACUGAAGUUAAUCCUGAGCUACAGCCAGCGAUAACCAACAAGGGUGUGCAAGAUGUGCAAGAGACACCAAUCAAUGAUUCACCUGGUUCUUCUUCAAACGCCACCAAGAAGGCAGUAGCAAUACCGGGAACUAAUAUUACACUCCAAACAGAAGAGGACAUAGCCAAGUGGAUAGAAGAAAGAAAGAAAAACUGGCCCACUAAAGCCAAUGUUGAACGUAAACAACAACUCAAGGAGGCAAAACGUAAAUUACACCAGCAGAAUACAAGACUGAAACGGCCAUUGGAUGGAAAUGGCACUCAGGAGAACAAUAAACGAAGUAAAACCAUAUGUCGGUUUUUUCAACAAUAUGGUAAAUGCAAAUAUGGAAACAACUGUAAAAAUAUUCAUGAAAUACCCAAUGCUCACGAUGAUCCUAAUCCAAUAGCAACCAAGUUCCAAAAUAGCUUGACUCAUUACAAGAGAAAACUAAAUGGGGUUACUAUUCUUGUACCUAAAUUAUACUCCAAUAGGACUGAAAACACAACAACGUCUAAAUCAUCCUUAUUUAAACAUUUAAUUAGCCAAGAUCAAAUCAAGAAUGAAAAUAGUUUGGUUAUUGACUUUAUUAGAUACCUAGAUGAUAAAGGAAUGAUAAAUCAUGAUGUCAUGAAGGAAAAAACGACCGAAAACAGAGCUUAA
Messenger RNA from Lodderomyces margitis, 741 nucleotides. RefSeq lists its product as uncharacterized. The record is from RefSeq and is a predicted model, not a curated record. NCBI's taxonomy places the organism in Eukaryota, Fungi, Ascomycota, Pichiomycetes, Serinales, Debaryomycetaceae. The coding region runs from base 1 to 741 and encodes 246 amino acids. The transcript has a single exon. Gene Ontology annotation, molecular function: metal ion binding.